This is a messenger RNA of Xyrauchen texanus (razorback sucker), 2377 nucleotides long. Its product is annotated as MAP/microtubule affinity-regulating kinase 3-like. Gene Ontology annotation, biological process: protein phosphorylation; intracellular signal transduction. Bases 11 to 2251 code for a protein of 746 amino acids. The record is from RefSeq and is a predicted model, not a curated record. The transcript has 17 exons. NCBI's taxonomy places the organism in Eukaryota, Metazoa, Chordata, Actinopteri, Cypriniformes, Catostomidae. Gene Ontology annotation, cellular component: cytoplasm; plasma membrane. Gene Ontology annotation, molecular function: ATP binding; protein binding; protein serine/threonine kinase activity.
GAGAGUAUUGAUGAGUUCUCACAUAAAAGACCGGACUGUUUUGUUCAGUGGCAUUCACCUUGCCAACUCAAAAAUGAGAGGAUCGCACUCUAAUAUGAGGCAUCGUGCAAGUAUCCAUACAACAAAUGGCCAUGGCCGAGGGGAGGUGGCCUCUCGGUCUGUGAGGUCGAACGGUCGAAACCGGAAUUCUGGCUCGGGGUUGGAUGAGGUGCACCCUCUAAUUGGGAAUUACCGGCUUCUAAAAACCAUUGGAAAGGGCAACUUUGCCAAGGUCAAACUGGCUCGCCAUAUCCUCACAGGAAGCGAGGUGGCAAUAAAAAUGAUUGAUAAAACCCAACUGAAUCCAACAAGUCUUCAAAAGCUAUCCAGAGAAGUCAAAAUUAUGAAGAAUUUAAAUCACCCAAAUAUCGUCAAACUGUUUGAGGUUAUUGAGACUGAAAAGACUCUGUUUCUGGUGAUGGAAUAUGCCAGUGGAGGUGAAGUGUUCGACUACCUUGUGGCUCAUGGGAGGAUGAAGGAGAAAGAGGCCAGAGCUAAAUUUAGACAGAUUGUGUCAGCUGUGCAGUAUUGUCAUCAAAAACACAUUGUGCACAGAGACUUGAAGGCUGAAAACCUGCUGCUAGAUGCUGAUAUGAACAUUAAGAUAGCUGACUUUGGCUUCAGUAAUGAGUUCAUGGUGGGAAAUAAAUUGGACACAUUCUGUGGCAGCCCUCCCUAUGCUGCCCCUGAGCUCUUUCAGGGGAAGAAGUAUGACGGGCCGGAGGUGGACGUAUGGAGUUUGGGGGUCAUUCUCUACACGCUGGUCAGCGGAUCCCUGCCCUUCGAUGGACAGAAUCUCAAGGAGUUGCGUGAGCGAGUGUUACGUGGUAAAUAUCGGAUCCCUUUCUACAUGUCCACGGACUGUGAGAAUCUUCUCAAGAGGUUCCUGGUUUUAAACCCAGCCAAGAGAGGAACAUUAGAGCAAAUCAUGAAAGAGCGCUGGAUCAAUGCUGGCUUUGAAGAUGAUGAACUCAAACCUUUCACUGAACCAGAAGCCGACAUCUCUGACCAGAAAAGAAUAGAUGUGAUGGUGGGGAUGGGCUUCUCCAGAGAAAAGAUCCAGGAGUCUUUGUCCAAAAUGAACUAUGACGAGAUCACAGCUGUAUACUUAUUGCUGGGCAGAAAGACCAAUGAGGAGGUUAUUGACUCCAUCUCCAAUACUAAUCUAUCUGUGGUGAAGACAAGGCCCUCAAGUGAGAUGAACGGCCAGUCACCAACUCACCUGAAGGUCCAGAGGAGUGUCUCGUCCAGUGAAUCCAGAAAAUCAAGACGCCAUAGUGACCAAGUUGGAGUCACUAACUCAGGGUUGAGUAACUCUAAGAGGACGGUUCCUGGCACAGCCGAUGAUGUCAAACAGGAAGGUGGGGUCACAGUACGUAAGCCUCCAUCUCACAGCCCCCCCAGCCCACUGCUAGGUAAUGCCAACAACCCCAACAAAACAGAAAUACCCGACCGCAAGAGAGGCAGCACCAUCACACCUAAUAAUAACUCUGGAUCUGGAGGCAUGUCAAGGAGAAACACAUAUGUGUGCACUGAUAGAAACAACACCGACCGCCUUUCUGUCAUUCCCAAUGGGAAGGAAAACAGUGUGUCAUUGUCUCCUGGCUCUCGGGACCCUGGUGCCUCCACUCACAGCAUCAGUACCGCUGCCACACCUGAUAAAACGCGUUUCCCACGAGGCACUGCGAGCCGCAGCACCUUCCACGGGCAGCUGAGGGAUCGUCGCACAGCCACCUAUAACGGUCCCCCUGCCUCACCCACUCAACCGCGCAGCCGCGGUAAUGCCAACAACUUGCUCACCAAGCUCACCUCCAAACUCACACGGAGAAAUAUGUCAUUCAGGUUUUCCAAAAGUCGCCAUGUAUCUGGGGAUCAGCAGAAAGAUGAAGGGAAAGAUGGAAAAGACGGCAAACCCCGCUCUCUCCGUUUCACCUGGAGUAUGAACACCACCAGCACCAUGGAGCCAGCCGACAUCAUAAAUGAGAUCCGCAAAGUUCUGGACGCCAACAGCUGCACUUACCAGCAGCGUGAAUGCUUUCUGCUUCUCUGUGCCCACGGCGACAGCCGCACUGACAGCCUUGUCCAAUGGGAGAUGGAGGUGUGCAAACUGCCCCGGCUCUCACUUAAUGGUGUCCGUUUUAAGAGGAUAUCUGGCAACUCAAUCACUUUUAAGAAUAUUGCUUCCAAAGUUGCAGGCGAACUCAAGCUAUGAAUAAAUCUUUAGUGUAACUACAUAGAGGAAUUUAUGAAAUGGUUUAGUUCAAUAUAGACAAAUGAAUUAAGCUGCACAAUCGUAAAGUAGCAGUUUACGAUUUCUUUCUCUUUUUUUUUUUAUAAA